AUGUCUUUCCCACAUUCACGAGCGCAAUCGGAAGUCUUCUCAGCAUCCCAAUAUGAUGGACCAAUCAUUAAACGAUCACGUAUGCAACUUAAUUAUUUCAUCAUUCCAACUUUCAUCUUAUCAGUUGUUGGCUUAGCAUGCUUAUGGACAUUAUGGUACUAUAUGAGUUUCACGACCGUAUUCCCCUAUCAUCAUCGAGUAUUUCAAUGUCGUGACGUUCUCUUCUAUAGGCCCAAUUUUCAGUCAGAGGAUUUCAAUGUCUAUGUAUCCUAUGCUCUCCUUUAUGCGCUUGGUUUCACAUUACCGCCAUUUGUUAUGUUUAUCGGUGAAAUAAUGUUUUGGCUAUUCUCCACAAAACCGAGGAAGGCAGUUUAUGCUGGUUGUGGCGAAUGUAAAAUUCAUUUAUUAACUCGACGACUUAUGCGAUUUAUCGGUGUAUUCAUGUUUGGUGCACUUAUAACACAAAUAUUUGUUUAUGCGAUCAAAUUUAUGACUGGUUAUCAUCGGCCAUAUUUUUUGUCCCUUUGCAGACCAAACAUAAGUGCAUGUACAGGACCGCUCGAGCAAUCGCCAUCACCAUCUCCCUUCUUGGCCUGUUUAAAUCGGAAUCCAAACGAUUUGCGCUACGCUUCACUUUCAUUUCCAUCACUCCAUGCGGCAUUUUCAUCAUUUUCGUGCACAUUUGCUUCGUGCUACAUUUAUUACAUGAUCAGUCUACGUAGUGCGCCUUUGCUGCGACCAUUUCUCAUAUUUGGUUUCAUGGGUCUUACAUUAAUUGAUUCAUUUUCUCGAAUCAGUGGUUACAAGAAUCAUUGGAGAGACAUUUGGGUUGGAUGGUUGAUCGGUUUUUUUAUCGCGCUUUUCCUGUGUCAUUCUGUCCAGUGUUUCCAAGAGCACUAUUAUUAUUCAGCAAAAAAACCGAUAACAUUGGAGGAGCGCGUAAGUCCAUUCUUUCAGUGGUUUAGAUUACCACGUAUACAAGCGCCUUCUUUGAAAGAAGAAUACACGGUCUACGAGGAAGACAUUCCACAACCGAUAGCUCCAACAUCUACCGCAGCACGUCAUCGUCGAAGUCAAGAUCGUACCUAUGAGGUUACUACAACAACCGAAAGCUUUCAUCGUACCAUUUCUCCACCACAGCAACAGCAACAGCAAAACGGUUACAGUAGUUAUUGA
Messenger RNA from Acanthocheilonema viteae, 1176 nucleotides. Lineage: Eukaryota; Metazoa; Nematoda; Chromadorea; Rhabditida; Onchocercidae. The record is from the annotation of a GenBank genome assembly.